AUGGCGACUAAUCCAAAGGUGAAUAAAGCCAUUCAAUCGGUAUUAAAGAUAAUUCAGUCUUUAGUUGAGAAGAAUUACAAGAAUUUGGAAAAAGAAUACUACUUAGACUCAAUGGACGACUCUAUUUUUACAACUGGAAAUUCACAAAUUCAGGACGUAUUGAAGAAAAUAGAAUUGGAGUAUUCUAUUACUGCCACCGAUGAAUUUUCGGAAAGUCAAAAAAAUGAAGUUGAACAAUAUAAUGAAAGUAUAAAUACUAAUGUGCAAGAUUUUAUCCUUUUGUCUGCAUUCCAUUCUUCAAUUCAAUCAAGAAUCGAAAAUUAUAUUCAAUCCGAAACCACUUCAAAACACGAUUUCUUUAAUUCAUUGGCAUUGAUUUUAGAUUUUGAAUUAUCGUAUGCGGCAAAUGUGAAUUUAAAAUGCAAUACUAUAUUUUAUGACAGCUUGAGGCAAGUUACCAGACUGUUAAUGUCCAUUUCUACUGCAACAAUUGAAGGAUUUUGGGGUUAUUUUGAAUCAAGACUUGGCGUCAUUAUGAACAAAAUAUUCGGGAAUACAACCGUAGAAAGAAUUUCACUUUUAUAUACCUUUAAUUAUUUGACGGAUAAAUUUCAGUCCAAGGAUGAAUCAGGUAAAAGGGAUUCUUACAAACGAGAUAGUUUUAAUGAUACAUUUCAUGCGAGAGUUCGCUUUCUUGUGGUUAAUAUUUUAGAUUUUGAGGAUAAUACUGGUUUAAACAAAUACUUUCUGGUCUCCAAUAGAACAUCGCCGAGUCUUCAAUCGAACGAUCCUUAUUUGGCAAAUAUACUUGAAAUUCAAAAGCUUUUGAGAGAUCCCUUGCAUUAUUUAAAGCCAGAAAACCACAAGCAGUUAAAGACAUUAUCCGACAAAUGUAAGAAAGUUGCUGAGGAAAUUAUCAACAAGGAGUAUCGAUUCAGAAUGGAUUACCCAUUACAUGAUCAAUUCCACAUUGUUCCCCCAAAAUCAGAUGACGAACAGGAAUAUUUGAUGGAAAAGUAUUCAAAAUUGACUUAUGUUCCAGAAACUUACUUCACUUCCUUGUUUAAGAAUAAAGAAAGAAAGCUGCAAUUCGAAGAUAAAUUAUUGUUUGAGUCUUCAAUGAAACAAUCUACAACCAGAAUGCAAUACUUAUUUCUGAUCUGUGUGGUAGCCCACUUGGUUAUAGAGCUGCUGCAAAAGUAUAAGCGACAAUUUUUAGACUCAUUGGGUGCAUCUUCAAAUGUGAACCACUUUAUCGAUUUUUCAGCACCAGAUGAAGUUGUAAAGACAUUCAUAAUAACCAAAAGGGAAACCCUAAGCGCUAUCAAAGAUUUUAAUAUGCAAUAUUCAUACUUCAUACAACAUUUGUUGUUAUCAGAAAAAUAUUUGUGGGGUUGGGUUAUAUAUGGUAAAGAUCCAAAGACCAAAAAGCCAUUGCUAGCUGAUAAACAAACAACAGUUGAACAACUUGAGAAAGUAUCAGAAGAUUUUAAAAAUGUGUAUCGCUACAAGGAUUCACGAUACUUUAACACUUAUGUUACACCACAAGUCACUAGAAAGAUGAGAACAAAGCGCGGACUAUCUGAAUUGGAUUCCGUCGAUGCAUUUGCAAUUGAAGAUACAAAACGAAAUGUCGAAGAUAUUGAUUAUGAACUAUCAAGCACAGACGAUAUCAAUACCAAGCAUGAAUUAUUAGAAAAGAAAUCAUUACUUUCCUGGAGAUUAUUAAGAAAUGAACGAUCAAACAAUUGGUUUGAUGCUGCACAAAAAUUUAGAGAGGAAAUGUUAUCACAUCAAGAAGAGAUCAAACUUGAUGAAGAUGAUAUAGAAGAUGGUGAUGAUGAAGAUAUGCCGGAUGUUGCAGAAGGGAAUGCAGCCACAGAGAAUGAAGGCAAAAGACAGUUGGAAGAAGAUAAAGAUGAAGCAAAUGAUACUAAGAGAACGAAACUUGUUAAAGAGAACACAAAUUCAGAUUUACAGGAGUCUCACGUUACCCCACAAUUACAGCAGGAGCCUGAAGCUGAAAAACCAAAGGAUGAACUGGAUGAAAUUAAACCGGAAUUAGAAGAACCUGCUAAAUCAGAUCAAGGUAUUGAAACUGGAGGUAAUGAUGAGAAAUAA
Candida tropicalis MYA-3404 is the source of this 2121-nucleotide messenger RNA. RefSeq lists its product as uncharacterized. The transcript has a single exon. Bases 1 to 2121 code for a protein of 706 amino acids. The record is from RefSeq and is a predicted model, not a curated record. Lineage: Eukaryota; Fungi; Ascomycota; Pichiomycetes; Serinales; Debaryomycetaceae.